UCUAUCUAUCUAUCUAUCUAUCUAUCUAUCUAUCUAUCUAUCUAUCUAUCUGCUGACGGUGCUGCUCCUCUUGUUUAAUUCCAUUUGAUUUCUGGGACUUGCUCUGCUCACUGCUGAGCAAGAAGCGCCGAGCGAGUUAGCUCGAUCGCCAGAAGCCACUCAUUUAAUAAAAGCAGGAGAUCAUAAGUACUAUAUAUAUAUAUAUUGAUAUUGAUUUAUAGGAUCAUCGAUGGAGGAUGAUCAAGCGGCGGGGAGGGCGGGGGUGAAGUGCGGGAGGUGGAAUCCGACGGCGGAGCAGGUGAAGGUGCUGACGGAGCUGUUCAGGGCGGGGCUGAGGACGCCCACCACCGACCAGAUUCAGCGCAUCUCCACCCACCUCAGCUCCUUCGGCAAGAUCGAGAGCAAGAACGUCUUCUACUGGUUCCAGAACCACAAGGCCCGAGAGCGCCACCACCACUACCACCGCCGCCACCCCCACCACCGCCAUCACCAUCACCAUCUCAAGAAGCGACGCCGCGGGGCGUCGCCCGCGCUCGACGACGACGACGACGACGACGACGACGACGACGACGACGACGAGACCACAACACUCCUCCUCCUGAUGCCUCCCGAGACCAAGAGGGAUCAGCCCAGCAGGACAAACUACAAUCAUCGAUUAUUCAUCCCCAGCUACGCGAAUGCGGAUCAGGAAGCGAUAAGCUGGGAGCAACCGAAGAGAGAGAUCGAGACGCUGGAGUUGUUCCCCUUGAAGUCCUACGACCUGCAGGAAGCUCACGAGAAGCUGAGGUACGUGAGGAGCGGCGCCGACUGCACCGACAUCUCUUUCUUCGACACGGAGAGCGACCCGCCAUUGGAGCUGCGUUUAAGCAGCUUUCUAUAGACUACGUACGGCACCCUAUCUAGCUGCUACCCACGGUACUGCUUGCAUUAUUCGAUCGUGUGUAAUCUUUAUACAGUCAUAUCUAUUUAUCUAUCUAUCUAUCUAUCUGGUUAGCUAGUAAGAGAUUAAUUAACUGUGUUAAUUAUUCUUGCACACGUACGUCCCAGCCUUAAUAUCUCCUGAUCAAACGGGGAAAAAGAAAAGAAAAGAAAAAACAAGAUAAUGGGAUGGGCAUUUAAUUUAGUCAGUUAAAUUAUGGAUCUCCAGCCACGUACGUACUAUACAUCGAUCAGUC
Messenger RNA from Ananas comosus (pineapple), 1175 nucleotides. Its product is annotated as WUSCHEL-related homeobox 9-like. Gene Ontology annotation, molecular function: DNA binding; DNA-binding transcription factor activity. NCBI's taxonomy places the organism in Eukaryota, Viridiplantae, Streptophyta, Magnoliopsida, Poales, Bromeliaceae. Bases 230 to 880 code for a protein of 216 amino acids. The record is from RefSeq and is a predicted model, not a curated record. Gene Ontology annotation, biological process: plant organ development. The transcript has 2 exons.